AUGGGUUCCGUUCCUACUGAAAUCGGCGGAAGACUCGCUGGCAAGAAUGCCAUCGUUACCGGUGCCGCAGGUGGUAUUGGCCUCGAGACGAGCAUUCUCUUUGUGAAGGAGGGUGCCAACGUUAUGAUGGCCGACAUUUCUGCUCCCGCGCUGGACAAGGCUAAGGCCAAAGUUAUCCAGCUCGUCCCCUCGGCCCAGGUCGACACAAAGCAGGUCUGUGAUGUUUCCAAGGAGGACCAGGUUAAGGCCCUCGUCGAGUCGGUCGACCCCUGGGGCGGUGUUGAUGUCAUGUUCAACAACGCCGGCAUCAUGCACGCCCGCGACGAUGAUGCUGUCAACACCCCCGAGGAGAUCUGGGACCUGACCCAGAACAUCAACGUCAAGGGUGUCUGGUUCGGCAGCAAGCACGCCGUCCUCGCUCUUCGCCGCGCCGGCAAGAAGAAGGGCUCUAUCAUCAACACGGCCUCCGUCGUCGCUCUCGUCGGCGCCGCCACCCCGCAGCUCGCCUACACCGCCUCCAAGGGUGCUGUUCUCGCCCUCACCCGCGAGCUUGCCAUGGUUCACGCCCGCGAGGGAUACCGCUUCAACUCGCUCUGCCCGGCACCCCUCAACACUCCUCUCCUCCAGGACUGGCUCGGUGAUGACGUUCCCAAGCGCAUGCGCCGUGAGGUUCACUUCCCUACCGGCCGCUUUGGCGAGGCCAUCGAGCAGGCUCAGGCUGUCCUCUUCCUUGCCAGCGAUGAGGCAAGCUUCGUCAAUGGCCACGACAUGGUUGUCGAUGGAGGCAUGACCAAGGCCUACGUCACCCCCGAGGGUCCCCCGUUGGCCGCUCCUGUGAACAACGCCAGCCGCACCAGCCUCGAGUAA
This is a messenger RNA of Colletotrichum truncatum, 867 nucleotides long. Its product is annotated as short-chain dehydrogenase reductase family protein. The record is from RefSeq and is a predicted model, not a curated record. Gene Ontology annotation, molecular function: oxidoreductase activity. Lineage: Eukaryota; Fungi; Ascomycota; Sordariomycetes; Glomerellales; Glomerellaceae.